Molecule: messenger RNA, 1022 nt
Organism: Cladocopium goreaui
Lineage: Eukaryota; Dinophyceae; Suessiales; Symbiodiniaceae
Source: the annotation of a GenBank genome assembly
CCAUCAAUAGUGUUGCAGGAGGUGUUUUGCAAGAGAUGUAACUUGGUUGACUAAACAUGACAGACCACAUGAGUGCUGACAUGUGCUUCUUGGUACCUUACCUUUUGGCCCAAGUCUUUUGUUCACAAUGAGAUCAAUGAGAUCCGUUGCUUGAGACUCCACAAGCGAAAAUUGGUUCAAGAUUUGUGAUGGGAAAAAGCUUUUCCAGUCGUCCCUUGAUGGAAUCAGAUAGUGAGAGCGCAAGUAGUGGAAGCGAAAAUGGUGUUCUCGAUCGCUUUCGCCAGUGCCUGAGUUUCAAAUUCGCAGCCUAUAGUUUGCUGGCACUGUUAUCCAUCAACCUUUGCUAUCACACUCUCAUUUUGACUCAUGUGGUUCCUUCAAAGUACGUAUGGGGGGGUCGACUGAAAUCCGAGUCGAGCUUGAUCCAGUUCGAGACAGUGUCACUGUCUCUCAACCUGUCUUUCAUUGUGCUCGUUGUUCUGCGAGCGCAACUCUGCCAUACACAAUCACCGCAGUUUUGCCUGAGGGUGCUGUGUUGGAUUUGCUACAUCAUUUUCACAUUGAACACACUGGGGAACCUUCUGGCGAAAACCUGGUUUGAGAUGCUGACUUUCGCACCUGUGACACUCUAUGCAUCUAUCGCUUUUGCCCGGCUGGCACUGGGAGACGAGGAGAUCUAAGUGGAGCCCCUCAGAAAGUCUCCUGACCACCCCCCCUUCGUGUUUGCAGGGACUGCGAGCAACUGGGGCUGUGCGUUGACGUCGUUGCUUAGAGAGUGCAGCAUGGAAUGGGAGUCACAAAUGUGAUUAGAAGCUGCAGUGUUGAACUUUAAAAAGGUACUGUACGUUAGAUUGGACUCUUUUCGAAUGCGAAUUGAGAAAGUGGUCAGGUGCAAACUAAGUCUGAUUUUUGGGAAGGAUGUCAGUAGGCGACAGCCCACAACUGCCAGGCUAUGCUCCCUAUUGAGGUCUAUUGAGGUGACGCGGGCCCAAUGAUGUUGCCCUUCGUGCGCAGAAGGAAAA